AUGUCCGACUUUACGACGGAAGCCUUCACGCUUCUCGGCGUAGCGAUUGGCGUCAUCGUUUUGCGGACGUACGCGCGGGUCAAGGCCGUCGGCAUCAAGCAUCUGCAGGCAGAUGACUACCUGAUGCUGCUCGUUGCUGUCACAUACUCCGCCGAGACCGCCCUGGCGUACAGUGUAGGGGCCUACUGGCGCGGCCUCGCGAAUAAUGGCAUGACGGACGAGGAGAGGAGGAACCUCGACCCCGCCAGCGAAGAGUUUAACAUCAGGGUCAACGGGUCCAAGACGCAGAUCGCGGGAUGGAUCACGUACAGUUGCCUUGUGCUCUGGCCCGCCAAAGCCGCCAUGUGCACUUUUUACGUGCGCCUUACGGUGAGUAAUGCUGGCUCGCCGUCUCCUUUGGCGUCGGUGCCCAGAGCUGACACGACGCAGGAAGGACUACACAAUUACCGAAAGCGUAUCAUUUGCGGUUUCGUCCUUAUCAUAGUGACCUGGCUGGCGGUGUUCUUCUCCAUCAUCUUCAGCUGCCACCCGAUACACAAGAACUGGCAGAUCUACCCCGACCCGGGCAAUCUCUGCCAACCGGCCAUAUCCAAAAUCAACAUCCUCGUCACCGUCGUCCUCAACGUCAUCACAGAUCUCUACCUCCUGAGCAUCCCGAUCCCGAUGCUGUGGGGUGCGCAGCUGCCCUUGAGAAAGAAGCUCGGUCUCAUUGUGCUGUUCUCGGGAGGCAUCUUCGUCACCAUGGCCGGCAUCCUGCGCUGCGUUCUCAUUAUCUCGAACCCCGUCACCGGCGCACAGCAAGCAGGCUCCUGGGCCGUCCGCGAGACCUUCGUCGCCAUCGUCACCACCAAUAUCCCGAUGAUCUUCCCCCUCGUCCGCCGCUGGCUUACCCCCAUCUUUGGCUCCAUCACGACCACCCUGUCGCGGGGUACCAACAACAGAUACGGGAACUCGAAGAGGUCGAACCUCCCGGCUCCGGGGAGCAUUAAGCUCGGCGAAGUCACGGAUGGCGGCAGCAGCAUCGGCGGCAGUGGCGCCCGGAAGAAGGGCCGCCAGCCAUUUAGUCAGUACCCCAUCACCGAGUUCACGCUGUCCGGGAGCGAAGAGCACCUCAACAAAUCGCCGCCCCUGCCGGGGGUCAUCAGCAAGAACGUGGAGAUUCGGGUCGAAGAGUCGAAGCGAGACAUUUCGAGGAGCGGCACGGGGAGCAUGGAGAGCAGCAUGGAGAGGGGGGACGCCUACUUUACGGUUGACGUUAAUGGACCCAGCGGCGGCGGCGGUGACACGCCCAAGGCGACGAGAGGAGCAAGAGGUACAGGGGGGGCAUGA
Messenger RNA from Colletotrichum higginsianum IMI 349063, 1329 nucleotides. Its product is annotated as Kinesin-like protein. NCBI's taxonomy places the organism in Eukaryota, Fungi, Ascomycota, Sordariomycetes, Glomerellales, Glomerellaceae. The transcript has 5 exons. Bases 1 to 1329 code for a protein of 442 amino acids. The record is from RefSeq and is a predicted model, not a curated record.